AUGUCCUGCCAGCAGAACCAGCAGCAGUGCCAGCCCCCGCCCAAGUGCCCCUCAUCCAAGUGCCCCCCAAAGAGACCAGCACAUUGCCUGCCUCCAGUCUCCUCUGGCUGUGCUCCAAGCCAUGGGAGCUGUGGCCCCACCUCCGAGGGCGGCUGCUGCCUGAGCCACCACAGGCCCCACAGGUCCCACCGAUGCCGGCUUCUGAGCUCCGACUCCUGCGAAGGGGGCAGUGGUCAACAAGGAGGGGGCUCUGGCUGUGGCCACGGCUCUGGAGGCUGCUGCUGA
Molecule: messenger RNA, 285 nt
Organism: Carlito syrichta (Philippine tarsier)
Lineage: Eukaryota; Metazoa; Chordata; Mammalia; Primates; Tarsiidae
Product: late cornified envelope protein 3D-like
Exons: 1
Coding region: 1-285 (94 amino acids)
Biological process (GO): epidermis development
Source: RefSeq, a predicted model, not a curated record